Anguilla rostrata (American eel) is the source of this 6639-nucleotide messenger RNA. Its product is annotated as multiple epidermal growth factor-like domains protein 11. Gene Ontology annotation, molecular function: scavenger receptor activity; protein binding. The record is from RefSeq and is a predicted model, not a curated record. The transcript has 25 exons. Lineage: Eukaryota; Metazoa; Chordata; Actinopteri; Anguilliformes; Anguillidae. The coding region runs from base 258 to 3791 and encodes 1177 amino acids. Gene Ontology annotation, biological process: heterophilic cell-cell adhesion.
GAUGCAGAGGGAGUGAGAUGAGGAUGUAACUUAACGCUCGCGCGCUGUGGGGCAGUGCACAUUUCAGCCGAAAAAGAAAACAUUUCUCGUUUUCAAACAAGGUUUUAAAAUAUCGCAAUAAUAAGUUGCACAUACAGUAAAUGCUAGGACCGGUGAAACGCCAUUCGGUCAGUGGACGCUUCCCUUAAAAUCUACAUUGAAAUUUCAUUAGCCAGGAACAUAGGCUACCGUAAACAACAUCCAUAGAAAAGGGGGAGAUGUGGCCUGGUUUGGGCUCCUUCAUGGCCCUGGUGCUGUUAGCAGUUUUGGGGUUCCCUUCUCAAACGUGGAGCCUCAACCCAGAUGACCCCAACGUAUGCAGUCACUGGGAGAGCUAUGCAGUGACUGUGCAGGAAUCCUAUGCUCACCCAUUCGACCAGAUCUACUACACCAGAUGCACAGACAUUCUCAACUGGUUCAAAUGCACCAGGCACAGGAUCAGCUAUAAGACUGCAUAUCGGCGGGGCGUGAGGACCAUGUACAGGCGCCGCUCGCAGUGUUGCCCUGGAUACAUCGAGAGCGGAGACCUCUGUGUCCCUCUCUGUACAGAGGAGUGUGCUCAUGGCCGCUGUGUGUCCCCUGAUACCUGCCAGUGUGAACCCGGGUGGGGAGGACUGGACUGCUCCAGUGGCUGCCAGAAUGACUAUUGGGGGGCCCACUGCAGUAACCGAUGCCAGUGCCAGAAUGGGGCGCUCUGCAACCCCAUCACGGGCGCCUGCGUCUGCACCGACGGCUACCAGGGCUGGCGCUGCGAGGAGACCUGCGAGCCGGGGCACUACGGCAAGGCCUGCCAGCUGCCCUGCCAGUGCCUCAAUGGCGCCACCUGCCACCACCAGACAGGGGAGUGCCUCUGUGCGCCAGGCUACACCGGGGUCUACUGUGAGGAGCGCUGCCCAGCUGGGAGCCACGGGCCGCAGUGUGAGCAACGCUGCCCGUGUCAGAACGGAGGGGUGUGCCACCACAUCACCGGGGAGUGCGCCUGCCCCCCAGGAUGGAUGGGCUCAGUCUGUGCCCAGCCAUGCCCGUUUGGCAGGUUUGGCAUCAACUGCACCCAGGAAUGCCCGUGCCGCAACAGCGGGCUGUGUGACCACAUCAGCGGGCAGUGCCAGUGCGCGGCAGGGUACACCGGGGAAAGGUGCCAGGAGGAGUGCCCAGUUGGCACCUAUGGCCCACAGUGCGCAAAGAAAUGCGACUGCCAGAACGGUGCUACAUGUUACCAUGUCAACGGAGCAUGCGUGUGUGACACAGGCUUCAAAGGGCCCAACUGCCAGGACCGGUUCUGCCCAAAUGGGCUGUAUGGCCUCAUCUGCGACAAAUACUGCCCCUGUAAUGCCAGCAACACCCUCAGCUGCCACCCGCUGUCGGGUGAGUGCACCUGUGCAGCAGGCUGGGCGGGGCUGUACUGCAACGAGACCUGCCCCUCCGGUUACUAUGGCGAAGGCUGCAGUCAGCCGUGCAACUGCGCCAACAGGGCGGACUGCAACAGCUUCACAGGAGCCUGCAUCUGCGCACCUGGGUUCAUGGGAGAACACUGCUCUCUGAUUUGUCCUCCUGGACUAUACGGGACGAACUGUUCCAGCACCUGCGUCUGCCGAAACGACAUUGGGUGCUCUCCUCACGACGGAGCCUGUAUCUGCAGGGAAGGUAAGCCCCGACCCGUCGCUCCUGUCCCCCCGAAGUCUCCCCCCCCUCCGUCUCAGAAUAACACAUUCACACUUUUCUCUGAAUCAAGUGAAGCACCUGAUGCUGGCCUGACCCGUCAAUCACCCAUCCUCAAAAUGAACUGGGUGUCCCAGCCAAUUGCAGCUCUUAUGAGCUGCAGUGACUGCAGGCCCAUCGGAUUGUUUGGUGACCAGUCCUGCGCCUGCGCCAACGAGGCAGCCUGUGACCCCAUGGACGGGUCCUGCACCUGCUCCGCUGGGUGGAGGGGCGACCUCUGUGACACUCCCUGUCCCGAUGGCACUUACGGGCUGGAUUGUCAGCAGCACUGUGACUGUGACCAUGCCGACGGCUGUGACCCUGUGAGCGGGCAAUGCCGCUGUCUUGCUGGCUGGACUGGGGUCCGCUGUGACAGUGUGUGCACCCAGGGCCACUGGGGACCCAACUGCUCCAGGACCUGCACCUGCGAAAACGGGGGCUCCUGCUCGCCUGAGGACGGCACCUGCGUGUGCGCCCCUGGAUACCGCGGGACGUCCUGCAAGAGGAACUGCUCCCCAGGGCUCUACGGGCAGCGCUGCAGCCUGUCGUGCCCGCAGUGCGUCCACAGCGUCGGGCCGUGCCACCACAUCACCGGGCUCUGUGAGUGCCUGCCAGGCUACUUCGGCUCUCUGUGCAGCCAGGUGUGUCCCAGUGACAGGUAUGGGAAAGACUGUGCAGAGGUGUGCCUCUGCAGCAAUAACGGCUCCUGCAGCCCCAUCGACGGCUCCUGCCAGUGCCUCUCCGGCUGGAUCGGGGAAGACUGCUCCCAGGCUUGUCCCUCGGGGUACUGGGGCCCCGACUGCAUCCACAGCUGUAACUGUCACAAUGGAGCCCAGUGCAGCGCCACAGACGGGGAGUGCAGGUGCAGCACCGGCUGGACUGGACUGUACUGCACUCAGCGCUGUCCCUCGGGGUUCUAUGGGCGGGACUGUCUGGAGGUGUGUCACUGCCAGAACGGAGCGGACUGUGACCACGUUAACGGGCAGUGCGCCUGCCGCACGGGCUUCAUCGGGUACAGCUGUGAGCUGAAAUGCCCGUCUGGGACGUUUGGUUAUGGUUGCCAGCAGCUGUGUGAGUGCCUGAAUAACGCCACCUGUGACUAUGUGACAGGCACCUGCUACUGCAGCCCUGGGUACAAAGGCAUCCGCUGUGACCAGGCGGCCCUGAUGAUGGAUGAGCUGAACCCGUACACUAAGAUCAGCCCGGCGCUGGUGUCGGAGCGGCAGUCUGCAGGUGCGGUGAUGGGCAUCAUCUUCCUCCUGCUGCUGAUCAUGGCCAUGCUGAGCCUGUUCGUCUGGCACCGGCAGAGACAGAGUGAGAAGAACCACGACAUGCCCAGUGUCUCCUACACGCCUGCUCUGGGGAUCUCCAGCACAGACUACACCCUCUCUGAUGCUUCUCAGACCAGUGUCAAUACCAGUGGCCACUGCUUCUCCAACCCUAGCUACCACACUCUGGGUCAAUGCAGUGUCACCCAGUGCCAUGGCAACAGCCUGGAUGGACAGUCCACCCUGAAGCCGAAGAGCAAGAAGGGGGACCGGAGCAGUGCGGAGUGGAGGGCGUACUGCAACCUCAAAGACCUGGGUGUGCACUGCUUGGACCGACGUUACUCUUACGUUGUAGAACAGUGCUACAAAGAUUACAUGGAGUCCAUGUGCAGUGCCAGCACCUGCUCGCUCAGCAGCGAGAACCCCUACGCCACCAUCAAGGACCCGCCGGGCGUGGCCGUCAGACACUCAGAGAGCAGCUACAUGGAGAUGAAGUCCCCCGCCCGCCGGGAGCCGCCCUGCGGCUCCGCCUUUCGCUCCGCCUCCUGCCCCGCCUCUCGCGCUUCCUCUCGCCCCACUUCCGCCGCCAUCAAGAACGUCUACGACAUGGAACCCACUGUCAAUGUCAUGCAGAGCACAGGAGCAAUAUUGACCACGUUCUCUCAGGGUCCGUAUGACCUGCCUCGAAACAGCCACAUCCCUAGCCACUACGACCUGGUCCCAGUUCGCCUCAGCCCCACCCACAAAACGCCCCCCCCAGCCAGCCCCCCCGGCUCCCUCCUGUAGGGGGCAGGCCUCCAAACGUCCAAUGUGGACAGGGCCAUGCUGCCCAGCCCCGCCCCGCCCUGCCCCACUCUGCCAUGCCCCACCAAGCCCUACCACACCCCACCCUGCCCAGGGUUCUCUCUCUAACUGUUGCGUGGUAACAGAGCACAGAUUGUGGGCAUACUUCUUUCUCGCUUCCUCUCUCUCUCUUUCUCCCCCCUCCCUCCUUGCCUACCCUCUCUCUCUCUCUCUCUCUCUCUCUGAGUGGAUGGGACUUCCUGCGGCUACCUGAUUCCAGGGUUCCUCUGGAUUAUGAGCCUGGACACCAGCUGCAGUUUGCCCCGCAAAGACUGACCUACUGUGGGGUGGGCUUUAGGGCCACCAAAACUUUGCAUCCCAGACCUCUAACAUGGCCGCAGGAAAGGGAGGCAGUUCCUCUGUGGCUGGGUGGGGUUGCACUAGGAAGCUGGAGAAAGCAUCCGGUUUGAACUUCCCUGUUGGAACUCACUGUGAAACCCCUUACUGGACAGCAGGGAACCCAGCCUCCAGAUGUGGAGCUCUGUCAGCUGCUGUUGGCUGCAGGAACUUUAUACCCAAGUGAGGAAUGGGCGGGGCUCCAAAGGGGCGGGGCUCAGAUCAAGGUCACAGUUGGGCCUGCCAUCAGAGGGUAUCAGGGCCAGGAGUGACCUUGAAUGACCUUUGGCCUGACCUUAGUGAUAGAGGGGGUGUCUCUGUGCAGGGACAUUUAUUCACACUGCUGCUGAAUGGAAACCUGCCUCAUCCGAGGUCACAGCCUCCUUGACUCCUUGUCUUAGAACAAAACCCAAUGAUAAUGCAUGAUUAUGUAAUGAAUAUUGUAGCAAUGGUCUCAUUCACUGGUGGAAAAAAAACAACACUGGAAAUGGUCACAUGUAGAAUUCCAAAUUAUCUUUCCCCCCUAUAUUUUCAUUUAUAUUUAUUUAUUUAUUGUCCUUUUUUGACUGUUUACAUAUUGAAACCCCAUCUGGGUUCAUAUCUUUUAAGAAACGUUGUUUUUCUUUCUCUCUUUGUAAUUGUAAUUAUGUAUUUAUAUUGUGUCUGAUGAUUAUUUACAUUGAGUGAUAUUGUAGUUGGUUUUAUUAGUGAGAUGUUUCAAUGAAAAGCAAGCAUGAUCAAUUUAAGAUAUUAAAUGUAAAUAACUGUCACCUCCAGCACAUUUUGCUGUGUUGCAGUCUGUAUACAUCAUUAAUGAUCUUCAAAUUUAAGAAAUAUAUAGAUAUAUAAUUCUUUGUUUAUAGACCUGGAAAAUGGGAAAAGUAUAAUAUGUAAUCAGAAUGCUUGUGCACUGUAUAGCCCAUGAAAUAUCUGUGUUUGUAUGACAGUAGCAGAAGCGGUGUGCUGAAGAGAGAUGUGUCCUUUACAGACCUGGGUUCGAGGAUGAAAUUCCCACCACUGUUACACAGCUGGCUGUAAUGAGGCUUAUUUUACAGCCAUUUUACAAGCAGCUGAUGUAACGGCAAUUGUUUAUAAUAUGCUGUUACCAAUUGCUCAUUUCACGAGUGCAGCGUCGACCACAAGCAGACAAACCAUUCACGACACCGAUAAGUCAGACUUCACUCUUCAUCAUUCUACUUCUUUGUCCUUCUCUUCCUCCUCCUCCUCCUUUGUCGUGUAAUGAAGUGUCAGAGAUCCUGUCGGGAUCGCCACAGUCUAUUUCCUCUAAAUUCCUUUAUUGACGAGUCAGCUGUGACCAGGGUGCCUGUGAUCAGUUUAUCAGUGUGAAGAGUUGAGAAUAACCUCUUCAGCCUCGUCACUGUAGGACGUACAGUGGGCAGAGCUUUAAUUAUUCAGUUUUGUUUUUGGUGGCACAGCAAACAUGUGUGCACUUUUUCCUAUGAAAUUGGCACCCAACUUGGGGCUGUACAUACCCAGUUCCCACCCUAAUUUGGAAUGUCCAGUUGUCCGCAGCAACCAUCGCCACGUUCACGCAUGAAUCCCACUGCCAGUUCGGGAGAGUGUACGUACUCGCGCUUAUCCUCCGAAACACGCGGCGUCACCAGCUGCUUCUUUUCACAUCGCAGGCUAUGACUAAGAACGGAAUCUGAGGAAGAUCUUUCAUACGCAGCUUUAACAUCCACACCGAGCCCUGCCGACCAGCAGGGGUCGCUAGAUAGCAAUGAAACAUGGACCACUAACUGACCAAACCCUCCUAUACCCUCAGACAUGCAAUUGGCAGUUGCACGUUGCCCUAUGGAGCUACCAGCCAGUCAGCACUGGCAUGGACCGGAUUUGAUUCGAGACCUUGGGGCUCAUCUUUGCACCACAGCAUGGUGCCUUAACUCCAUCCAGCUGCUAGUUAUGUAAUUUUGAAUACACAUUUUUUUCUAAUUUGAAUACAAUUUUCUAAACAAUAUAUUUAAAAAAAAACAUGGAUUACAACUGGAAUGUCAAUCAAAAUGAUUAAAUACUAAAUAAUAAUUAUAUAAAAAUAACAACUUAACAUAAAUGCCCAUUGUUGAAGCCUGGUCUGAUUGUAUAAAAACCCAGACUUCCUGCUUUUUUGUAUAUAAACAUGGGGGGAGGAAACCAUUCUGAGUCUUUCUGUGUGCAGUGUUCACUACUUCUCUCCUGGAAGCAAUAACAUCUCGACAAUCUAGCAAAGGCCGCAUUCAUCAAUCAUGGACAUCAAGGUAUGAGCUUGUGUGUGCAAGAGAGCGUGCAUACAUGUGUGAGAGUUGUGCAUACCAGAGACAGGGUGAAAGUGUGUAUGUGUGUGUGAAAGAAAGCCUGUGCGUGUUUUUCAGCGUGGAGAUGAUGUCAUUUCCCGUGCUGUUAUUUGCAGAGCUCCUUUUAUCUUUAAUAAAAACUCUAAAUAAAGUUGUUGCUCAGG